Messenger RNA from Arachis ipaensis, 7077 nucleotides. The record is from RefSeq and is a predicted model, not a curated record. Lineage: Eukaryota; Viridiplantae; Streptophyta; Magnoliopsida; Fabales; Fabaceae.
AUGACCAGUCCGCCUUGUAAGACUUAUAAAAGGGCUUAUUUUCCACACACAAAACACACGGAUUCAGCUGUCAAAGUCACACACACUCUACCGUCACAUCUCAUCACCACCACUCUCCUGCUCAGUCACCACUCCCCGUCCAACGCCGUCGUCACAUCCCACCACCACCACUCUUCACCGCCACCGCCCCCUCAUUCCGCAGCGCCACCUCAGCCCUACCCUGCUGCUCAAUACAGCACCUUCCAAGGCGUCUCCAACUACCCUUCGCCUCCGCGGGAUCCUCACCCAGCCAUCGGGUUUCCCCACCCUGUUCCGCCGCGUGGCGCCGCCGACCACUCGGCUCCUCAUCCUCCUUAUUACCUUCAUGGCUACCAAGCAGUUCCUGGUUAUGCAGUUGCUGAAGGAAGACCUGUACAAGAACCCCGCCUUGGUUGCUGUGGUCUUGGUUGCGGCUGGUGCCUGUUUAUAUUAGGCUUCUUGCUUGCUGCCAUUAGACCCAUUCCCAUUCCGUCAAAGUUCAGAAGUUCUACUUCUCAGUUCCCUCCAAAACUCAAACAACUUUUCAAAACAAUGAUCCCAAAAUCCGUUCCGCGCACACCAUUCCACCGUAAAACCCCUCACCGUCCUCUUCCACCCCCCUUUCCACCACCGCCACCACCGGACCCUAAGGACUCCGCCAUCCUCAUCCGCUUCCGCCACAAGGACUGGCUCACGCCGAAGGAAGCCACCGCCCUGGCCAACUCCCUCACAAACCCUUCUUCUGCCCUCACCCUUCUCUCCCUCUACUCUUCCCGCAAGGACUACCUUCCCACCGAGACCUUCUCCAUUUCUAUUAUCACCAAUUUCUCACGCGCUAACCUCCCUCACGCGCUCCAAGGCUUCAUCGAAGCCCUCGACCUCUCUGGAUUCUCCGACGACUUCUUCUUCGCCCUAAUUAAGCAUUACGCUCACUCCUUCAACCGUAUUGACAAGGCUGUCAACACGCUCUUCGCCAUGCCCACAAAAUUCAAGUGCUUGCCCAGCACCAGAACUUUUAAUUUUGUCCUUAAUGUUUUGGUUUCAUCACGGUUCUAUGAAGUUGCACAUGAGGUUUAUGCGGCGGCUCCAAGGCUGGGGGUUGAGGUGGAUGCUUGUUGCCUGAACAUUCUGAUCAAGGGGUUGUGUGGUUGUGGCAAAUUGGAGGAUGCCUUCAAGGUAUUUGAUGAAUUUCCCCAACUAGGGUGUGAGCCAAAUGUGAGGACUUUUGCUACUUUGAUGCAUGGGUUGUGCGAAAAAGGGGAUGUGGAUGGUGCUUUUGGGUUGUUGGAGAGAAUGGAAAAUUGUGGGGUUGGUGCUGACGUCGUGGUUUUCAAUGUGCUGAUUUCGGGGUUGAGGAAGCAAGGGAGGGUCGACGAGGCAAAGCAGGUGUUGGAGAGAUUGAUGAUGGAAAAAGGAUGUGAUCCCAAUGGAGGGUCUUAUCAAGAAGUGGUGUAUGGGUUGCUUGAUAAUGAGAGAUUUAAGGAAGCCAAAGAGAUCAUGGAGAGAAUGGUGUUGAUGGGGUUUGGUCCUAGUUUCAUGUCUUAUAAAGUUCUUGUGAAGGGUAUGAGUGAGAAGGGUGUGGUUGGGGAGGUCGAUUGGGCUGUAAGGCAGAUGAUGAAGCAGCGAUUUGUGCCAAAGAUGGGAAUGUGGAAGCAGAUUGUGAGACAGAAAAUAGACAAACCAAUGUGUGUGGAAGAGGUGGUGAAUUUUAAAUUAAAAUAUUUUUGCAGCAAAGGUGCUAUCAAUGUUUCUGCAAUGUCUCAGUUUUGGAGUGAGAAGAAAUGAGAGUCAAUGGAUGUGGAGAAAAUCCCUACAAGAUUUACUUCUCCUGUUGAUGAAUCAACAAAUACAGAAUCACAAGCAUACAAACAGUGGCGCACUGAUUAUUACAACCUCACUUCUUGGCUUUUUGCAUCUCUUGAUUCUUUUUUUUCAGCAUCCUGUAAUUGGUUGCAGUUUUGCACAUGAGAUUUGGUCUCGCAUUCACACGCAUUUUGCUUCUCGGACGAAGGCUAGGGUUCGACAACUCAACUUCAACUCAAGAUUAUCACGAAAGAAGGUUCAACCACUGAUUAUCUCUUGAAAAUUAAAAAAUUAGUGGAUUAUUUAGCUGCUGUAGGUGCUCCUCUGUCUGAAUCCGAACAUACAAAUGUAAUAUUUGAUGGUUUAAAUGAAGAUUAUCACCCAUUCAUUACAUAUGUUACUGCAAAAGAUCCUGCUUAUAGCAUUCCAGACCUUGAAGCCCUUCUUAUAGCUCAAGAAGACAUUGUGGACAGGUUCAAGAAACCUGAUCAAUCCAUGGUUCAAGUUCACCUAACUCAGGCUCCAACUCAAGAGCCUCGUUCUUCAGAUUCAUCCAUUCUUGGUAAUUAUGGAAGAGGUACAAACUCUAUCUAUGGUAGAGGUUUUCAAGAAAAUUAUGGUAGAGGCUUUCAAGGCCGUCAUGGUAGAGGUGGUAGGAAUAUGUGUGGUGGAAGAAGCCCUUGAAACUCUAUGAACUGCCCUCAAUGCCAGAUUUGUGGCCGCAUGGAACAUGUAGCUCCAUCUUGCUACUUUCGGUUUGAUCAAUCCUAUCACCAAUCCCCACAGUAGUCACAAGUUUCCUAGAAUGGAUCCUUAGCUCCACCCUCAUCCUUCCAUAAUCCUAGAGCAAUGCUUGCAACUCUCAGCUUCGGUAAGUGAUCCAUCAUGGUAUGUAGACUCGGGUGCUACUCACCAUUGCACACAUGAUUCAUCAAAUAUUCUCCAACCCUUGGAUUACUAAGGUCAAGAACAAGUUUUCACAGAGACAACCAUGUUUAUUUCUCCUUUUAUCCUGAUUUUUGCUUGGUGAAAUCGGAGGCUACCAAGGAGGUUCUUCUACAAGGCAAGGCUGACAAAGGCUUGUAUAAAUUUGACAAAGGUGUCAUUCCUCAAUCUGUUUUUGCCCCUCUUUUUGCUAAUGCUUUUCUUUCUUCUUGUGCUUCUUUUGAUGUAUACCAUAAAUGCUUUGGUCAUCCUUCUCUUCCUAUUGUAAAGAACAUUAUUGGCAGAUUUCAGUUGAAAGUGAAUAAAGAAUAUGAAUCUAAUUCUGUUUGUAAUUACUGUUGCUUGGCUAAAUCACAUCGUUUACCAUAUACUAUGUCUCAAUCUACUUAUGAUCAUCCUUUAGCUCUUCUUAUUUCUGAUGUUUGGGGGCCUGCACUGGUUAUCUCAAAAAAUGGUUUUCAAUUCUAUAUUUCUUUUAUUGAUGUGUACGCUAGGCAUACAAGCAUUUAUCUUCUUACUCAUAAGUCACAGGUUUUUGCUGUUCUCAAACAGUAUAAGUCAUUCAUGGGGAGACAAACAGGUUUCUCUAUUAAAUCAUUUCAAAGUGACAAUGAAGGUGAAUAUCGUUCUACUGCAUUUAAAGAUUUUCUUAAGCAAGAAGACAUUGCUCAUAGGCUAUCUUGUCCUCAUACUCCCCAACAAAAUGGCUUGGCCGAACGCAAGCAUAGGCACAUUAUUGAAACAGGUUUGGCCCUUCUUGCUACAGCCUCUUUACCUCUCUUGUUUUGGGAUGAAGCCUUUUCUACUGUUUAUCUUAUUAAUCGCAUGCCUUCCCCUAAUACUAGUCAUCUUUCAUCACAUGAGCUUCUAUUUAAUCAAAUUCCAGAUUACUCUUCUCUAAAAAUUUUUGGAUGCUUGUGUUAUCCAAACUUAAGGCCAUACACUUCACACAAACUAGAAUAUCGAUCUCAGCCUUGCAUCUUUCUAGGAUAUGCUAUUAAUCAUCGUGGCUAUAAAUGUUUGUCUAAGGUAAAGUUUAUGUGUCUCGUGAUGUUGUUUUUGAUGAAACUCAAUUCCCUGGCUUUUCCUUCUUUCCCGCUAAUUCUGAUAAAUCUGGCUCCAUUGGUAAUUAUAUUCAUGAACUUCUUCCUCUUAUUCCUUCUGUCCCACCUUCUUCCAUUACCCCUUCUUAUAUCCAUACCAUCUAUAAAUUCGUAUACUAAUUCUGAACACCUUAAUUCACCUCACCAAGCUUCUGAUUUUGGUCCUUCUACUAUAUCUAAAUUCUGCAUCAUCCUCUAAUACCGCACAACCAAAUAACUCCACUCCUCUCACACAUCCUAUUCCUACUAUAAAUACUAUACCUGUUUCACAUACUGACACUUGUUUACCCUUAUCAUUUCCAUCUCCACCUGUCUUUAAUCACACCACCUUAUGCUCACUCGAUCAAAAACCAAAAACUUAAAACCCAAGGCACUCAACACUACAACCUCUCCUCUCCAUGCUCAAUCAGAUUCUCUUAUUCCCAAAUAUAUCAAAAAUUGAAUAUAAGGCCUUGGUUUUUCAUAAAACUUGGAUCCUUGUUGAAACCCCACCUGAUGUAAAUAUCAUUGGGUGUAGAUGGAUCUUUGCUGUUAAAAAGAAUUCACAGGGUGAGAUUGUUAGACAUAAGGCACGUUUAGUUGCCAAAGGAUUUAAUCAAGCUGCAAGUAUUGACUUUGAUCAGGUAUAUACACCUGUAAUUAAGCCGGUUACAAUUCGGGUUAUCAUCACCAUUGCUUUAUCAAAAGGUUGGUUUAUCAAACAAUUUGAUUUUCACAAUACAGUUUUUGAAUGGUACUUUAUCUGAAACUAUAUAUAUGCAUCAACCACCUGGUUUUCAACAUUCAAAUCCUAAUCUUGUUUGUAAAUUGCAUAAAGCUUUGUAUGGCUUAAAACAAGCUCUGCUUGCAUGGUACCUUACUCUUACUUCUACUCUAGCUAAAUUUGCUUUUCAAUGUACUCGAUCGGAUUCCUCUUUAUUCACUAUAUGGCUUAAAACAAGCUCUGCUUGCAUGGUACCUUACUCUUACUUCUACUCUAGCUAAAUUUGCUUUUCAAUGUACUCGAUCGGAUUCCUCUUUAUUCACUAAGUUUCAGGUUCAAACGUUACAUAUAUUUUCAUAUAUGUUGAUGACAUGCUGGUUACUGGCAACAAUUAAAGUGAAAUUCAGUAUAUAAUUACUCAACUUCAUUCCACUUUUCUCCUUAAGGACCUAGGACAUGUGAAUUAUUUUUUAGGCAUUGAAGUUCACAUCACUCUUCAGGUCAUAUCUCUCUAAAUCAGACCAAGUAUAUACAUGAAUUAUUACUUAAAUCCGGAAUGCAAUACUCUAAACUUAUGGUUACUCCUAUGAUCAGUUCUAAUAACUUAACAGCUGUGGACAGUGCUACUGUGUUUAUCUAGGAUCCAAUCUUGUCUCUUGGAAUUGUAGUAAACAAACCACUAUGAGCAGAAGUUCUACUGAGGCUGAGUUUCAAGCACUUGCAGUUGUACUUACAGAAUUGACAUGGAUUCAAAACCGCUUGCUGGAAAUUUGACAACACCCCUCUGCUCAUCCCACAGUCUAUUGUGACAAUAUGACCGGUGUCAUGCUCGCUUAUAAUCUGAUUCUUCAUCAUCGAACUAAACAUUUUGAAUUGGACCUCUACUUUGUUCGAGAAAGAGUAACCACGGGUUUAGUAGCUGUUAGGGGUGUAAGUUACCGAACCGGAUCGAAAUUUACCGCAAAACCGAACCGAAAUUUACAACAACCGAAAAGAAAACCGAAAAAAUCGGUUUUUUUUGUUUUUUUCGAAUUAAACCGAUCGAUUCGGUUCGGUUUUCGGUUGGCUCAGUAAAAACCGAACCAAACCAAACCGAGCCGAAAUAUUGGUUCAGAAACCUUGUUUUUACACAUUUACCCUUUAACCUAAUAUGCAAUCCUCUAACCCCCAAUCCCUACUCACUCAGCGCAGCCACAACACAAGUCACAACCCCACAAGUCACAACCUCCAUCUUUCUCUUCUAUGCCUGAUUGCCUGAGACCCUGAGAGAAUGAGAGCUUGAGAGAGCCAGAGAGCUGAGAGCGCCGUCGUCAAGUCGCCGUGAAGGACGUCGUCGAUCUCCAUCACGGGCGUUGCAGAGAGCUGUCUUCACGCCAUCGUCUCGCCGUCGUCGAUCUCCGUCUGAGCCGUUCUUCCGUCCAGCAGUCCUCGUCGCCGAGCCUUCUUCUGCAACUCACAAUGUCGUCUUUGAGGAUUGAUAACACUAACACAGAAAAAUUAAAUAAAGAGUACAUGGCACAUGGGUUUACUGUUUCUUUCACAAUGGUUCUUUCACAAUGAAGAUUAUUGCAGUACUUAAUUAGAACCAUGGUUCUUUCACAAUGAAGCUUAGAAAUAGGUACAUGGCACAUGGGUUUACUGUUUCUUCAUGCAAUAACAACUAUAGGAGUUCUUAACUCCAAAGACAGUUGAGGCAUUGAUAUGCACACAAAAUUGGCUUCUUGCUUCUCCAAUGACAACUGAUUUUGAGGAGCUUAUUGAAGAGUUUGAGAAACUUGAAUUAGAAAUUGCACCAACCGGAGAAGAUGAUGAUGAGUCUGGUGUGGAUUCAGAUUAAGCAUGGUGGCUGUUUGGUUUUAUUUGUUACAAAGUGACUGUUUCAGUUUAAAGUGUUUAUUUUUGUUGUUUUGCUAGGCAUUUUUAGUUGUCUUUGUUUUAUGUUUAAUUAAGUUGAAUUUGUAUUGAAUUUGGAUGUGAUAUACUCUUGUUAUUCUGGUUUAUUGAAGUUUUUAAACUUUAUUUUAUGAUAAUUUUAAUUCUGAUAGGUGUAAAAAAACCAAAAAAACCGACAGAACCAAACCGCUGUUGGUUUGGUUCGGUUCGGUUGAUCAAACAGCAGCCAACCGAAUGGUUGGUAUUACUAUAGGACCGAUUAGGUCGGUUCGGUUGGUUUUUGAUCCAAAACCGAACCAAACCGAACCGAUUGCACCCCUAGUAGCUGUUACCCACAUUUCAGGCACUGAGCAGAUAGCUGAUAUCUUCACGAGACCGCUCCCAGCUGCUUCCUUUACAAAAUUCUUUGGCAAACUCAGGUUGGCAUCUAAGCCACCGUGAGUUUGAGGGUGCUGUAGAAACUAUGGGUAUGGUCGGCAAGUCGGUUGUAUUAUCUAGUACCUUCCAAGUCUAUUAGUAUGUGUAACUAUAAAAUAGUUCUCUCUCUCUCCUUUGUGAAGACACAUUUUGAUUUCAUAUUGAUAAUUGAAAUAUCACAAGCUUUGUUCUCUU